CCUGAAAACCAGGAAGACAAGAAAUAUGUGUUGUCGUUUUUUUUUUUUAGUACUCUAUGUAUGCAGUUUGCCAUGUCAGCUUAUUGCUAAAGGAGUGCACAUUACCAGAAACGAAACACAAGAAGAAACCUGAAUCAUUUGCUUUAACAAUGAAAGUGCAGCGUAUUUUAACAGCUCUAUUGCUUGUGAGUAAUAUAACUUCAUCUUCAUGUUUUCUGGAAGCCUUCACAGAUGCCUUGAAGCAUUCUGCAGUUUACAAAUUUUUUGAAAGGGACGAUUUGCUGGUUUUUGACCCUAAACGUUUGGAGAAAGAUUUGAAUGACUUUCUUUUUGGCCAGCACAUCGCAUCUAAUGUUAUAUUAAAAUCGGUAUCAUCAUUUAUGACUGACAGCAAACCAAACAAACCGCUGGUCCUCUCUCUUCAUGGCACUACAGGAACCGGGAAAAAUCACGUCACUAAAAUUCUUGCAAGAAACAUUUACAAAAAAGGGGAAGAGAGCAAGCAUGUUCAGAUUUAUGUUUCAGAAUAUAAUUUCCCAGAUAGAGGAAAGGUUGACUUAUACACAGCUCAGCUAAGGCAGUGGAUUUAUGGAAAUGUAUCCAGCUUUCCCCGGUCCAUGUUCAUAUUUGAUGAAAUGGACAAGAUGCAACCACAGCUGAUUGAUGUCUUAAAACCUUUUCUGGACUACUCUCUGGUGAAUGGAGUAUCAUUUCACAAUGCAAUCUUCAUUUUUCUCAGCAAUGCUGGUGGGAAAGUGAUUGCUGACUUGGCUCUAGAUUUUUGGAGAGAAGGGAAAAAUCGGGAAGAUCUGUGGAUGAACAGCAGGGAGCUGGAGAUUAAAAUCUCUACAAAUGUCUACAAUGAUAAGAACUGUGGAUUUCUGCACACUAGUAUUAUAGACGAGCAUCUGAUUGAUCACUUUAUUCCUUUCCUACCUCUGGAGCUGAAGCAUGUUCGCCAGUGUGUUUUGGCUGAGAUGAAGCAUCUGAACAUCACAAAAGAUGAUGAACUGGCUGAUGAAGUGGCCAGAGACAUGCCUUACUUCCCUGAAGAAGAGAGAAUAUUUGCUGUUAAAGGCUGCAAGUCAGUCAGACAGAAGUUGGUGCUGCAUGUUGAUGAAUAGACUUCUCACAGCUGUUUGCUUUAUAAAUUAUUUGUAGAACCAGAA
This is a messenger RNA of Danio rerio (zebrafish), 1169 nucleotides long. The record is from RefSeq and is a predicted model, not a curated record. NCBI's taxonomy places the organism in Eukaryota, Metazoa, Chordata, Actinopteri, Cypriniformes, Danionidae.